Molecule: messenger RNA, 1827 nt
Organism: Knipowitschia caucasica
Lineage: Eukaryota; Metazoa; Chordata; Actinopteri; Gobiiformes; Gobiidae
Source: the annotation of a GenBank genome assembly
AUGAGUGCCCAGCCCACCUGCAGGUCUACCAUGUGCAAACGUCAAAGUCCAAAGUCCACAAACAGUCUCAAGAUGAAGGACCCAAUCAGCACCUGCUCGUACAACCAGCUGUACCAAGAUGUCAAGAGAUUUUCCAAAACCGGGGAGUAUUUCUGCAAAGAGCUCAUGGCAGUUUAUCAUCAGAGAUCUGAACUUGAGCUAAACUAUGCAAAAGGCCUUCAGAAGCUAGCAGGGAAGCUAAUACGGGCGUCCAAAGAAAUGACCAACAACUCCACCUACACCGCCUGGUGCCAUGUGUCUGAUGAGAUGUAUUCAAGAGCCGACGCCCACAGGUCGUUGGGCAUCGCCUUUCAGCAGGAGGCCACAGAGGAGCUCCGGCAGGUCCUGGACGAGCACAACAAGAGGAAGAGGCCUCUCGACACAGCCAUCGAAAGAAGCGGGAAAGCAGUCACCGCAAACUGGACGGACCAACUCAAGCUCAAAAAGAAACUGAUGGGACUGACCCGAGAACACGAGGCUUUGUUCAAUUUUGUGGAGAGCAACAAACAGAUGUCCACAGAGAAGGAAAAGCAAAAGAUGCUGAUGCGGCUAACCAAGUCGGCCGAGCUGCAGGCGCGGGUGGACGAGGAGUAUUUCCAGAUGAACAUGGAGGGCCACGAAUCCAGACUGAAGUGGGAGAACACGCUCCGGACGUGCUACCAGAGCAGCCGUCCUCCUGUGGACACACCUCCUGCUCUGACUGCUGACUUCCACCCCAACCCAGAAAUGGAUUAUGGGGAAGAAGAUGGGUGGAUGGAUGGAGAAACAAUGAUCCUGCAGGAGAUGGAGCGGCAGCGAGUGGAGGUUCUGGGAGAGGCCCUGAGCCGGUACAGCCUCCACAUGUCCAGCUGCGGGGAGGCCCUCAAACACGGCCAGAGGCAGAUCGAGCAGACAUUGCAGAGAGUGGAUGUGGAGCGCGACAUAGAGACGCUGCUCUCAGACCACCGGCUCCCUCCAGACGACAACCAGGCAGAGUUCCUCAUGCUCCACUACUUUGAAGAGGACAGCAAGUCACUGAUGGGGAGAGAGCGGAGGAGAGAGGCGCUCAGAGGCAAACUACAGCGUCUGCAGGACACAGUCGCCAAGACCAAGAAAGACAUCGAAGGGAUACGACGGCUGAUGAAGACGUACUCUGAAAACCCGUCUUUUUCCAACGAGCGAAACAUCGAGGAGACGGAGCAGCAGCUGGACGAGGCGCUGCUGAAGCUGGACCUGCUGGAGGCCACUCACGCCAAAGUUUCCGUGUCGCUGUGUGAGGCGGAGGGGAGGCCAAAGUCACGACAUCGCUUCAGUGACAGCAUCUCCACCUGGAAAGAUAAGGACAGUGAACACAGCGUGGUGCACUUGAGGCGCCCGGUGAAGCUGCGCAGGUCUUCGUACCGAUCCCGCCGCUCCCUGAGGGCCUCCAUCAUCUACAAGGGGCCCCAAGCCGCGGUGGAGCCGGCCUCUUCCGUCACACCGACCCAGGAGACGGGAGCUGCACAGGGGGACCAGGCUCCAGCGGGGCGUCGGCACAACCAUGGUGAGCCUCUGCUUCAGUCCUGCAGCGUGGGACAGUGCACCGCUGUGUACGACUUCAGCCCAAAGCAGGACGACGAGCUGAGCUUCAGAGAGGGCGACGUUCUGAGCAUAUUGUCCAAAGACGACAGCGGCUGGUGGUUUGGGGAACUGCGAGGCCACCGAGGACACUUCCCCGCGACGUAUGUGGUCGAACUGUCUCCGGAGAAGAGUCUGGGCCCGAAUGACGAGACAGAAACUUCGGCAGAUUCAUCAAAAAAACACAUUUAA